This is a messenger RNA of Aspergillus pseudotamarii, 630 nucleotides long. RefSeq lists its product as uncharacterized. The coding region runs from base 1 to 630 and encodes 209 amino acids. The transcript has 2 exons. The record is from RefSeq and is a predicted model, not a curated record. NCBI's taxonomy places the organism in Eukaryota, Fungi, Ascomycota, Eurotiomycetes, Eurotiales, Aspergillaceae.
AUGCUGAACAAUUUCUUCCAAUCCCGAUUUCGACUACUACAGGAUGAGGAAGAUCGAAGAAAAUGUCUGGAAAGCGCUCGGAAUGCGCUAUCUAUAUUCGUUGAUUUACAAACCAAUGCUGUUGCCUCUAACCCAUCACAACCCGAUGCAUCCUUUCUUACCUGGACAAUCCUUCUAUUCCCCCUCCGUCCAUUCUUCUCUCUAUUUUGCAAUGUCGUCAGGACUUCGAAUAUUCGGGACAUGCAAUUGAUGCAGAGAACCACAUUAGCACUCGACCCCUUCAAGACGUUUAUGCCAGCAGUCAGGCUGCAUCGGUUAUUUGAAACCUUGCUCAAUCUCUGUCGGCCUCUGUUUUCAGCCGACAUGGAAGCCUCUGAUCAGUCCACGGCUGUUGUAGAUGACACUGCCGCAUUAGUCAGUUUGCAAGACAAUAUUGAGCAGUUAGAUACUAACGGAAGGCUCACAUCGCCCAAUUGCGCGAACCAUGGUACGGAUGCCACAGGGUAUCCAGUGGGAUCUGAAGAGACAGUUUCAAGCAUUCCCUGGGGUGAAGAACAAAUGUUAGAUCUUUUCAAUAGCGAGCCGUGUCUUGAAUGGCUCGAGACGGUGUCAUUUAGUUUGCCAGAAUAA